AUGUCGUUUGUAUUCUCGCCGUGCUCAUUGGAUGAUCUAAUUAAAAAGGCCGGCGAGAAGCUUGUGGUUGUAGACUUCUGGGCCACGUGGUGCGGGCCUUGCAGGGUGAUUGGUCCAGUGAACUUUCUGAAAACAAAGAUCUGCAGAACUCCGUUAUAUUCCUCAAGGUGGGACGUUGACCUUCUGUCGGACCUUGCAGAAGAUGCCGGAGUGGAGUGCAUGCCCACCUUCAUGUUCUUUAAAGGAGGUAAAAAGGUGGCAUCGAUGGCCGGGGCAAAUACGAACCUACUCAGAGAAUACGUGGAGAAGUACAAAUAACCGGACAGGGGACGCAACUCUGUCACACCGACAAGCGUAUAGCUGGCGUCGUUUACAGCAAAUUUAUUAGCAUUGUUAUUCGAGCUAUAAAAGGUACUGACAGCCUUGUGAUAUUUAGAUCAAUGUAAGUUUUGAAUUUUGAACUACAUGGAAUUUGUAUUUGUAACGUCUAAAGUCUAGCUUUAUUCAAGAAUGUAUCAUUACUCAAAUCUACGCUGCGUUACAUUUAGAGAUGCAGGUCUUACAUGCAUCAAAUAAAUCGCCCACAAUCUGUUUGAGUUCUAGCCACGUGUUGGUUGAAAAUGUACGGAAACAAAAUGGCGGAUCUAUAAUGAAGUGAUUAUUUGUCAUGUCCAUGCACGACUCAUUAUUCCACUUUUCUUCAUAAUUCCAAAACAUGAUUAAAUAGACAUUCGGGGCAGUUUUCCAGAAAGGUGGGCAUUUUUCUCUCUAUUUCUCCGUCAAAACUCAGAUCAAAGUCAGAUUUCCAUUGUUCGUUCAUGGCACUACACAAAUCCGUCAGCCAUGAGUAUGAAGUAAGUUUUACUUCCAGAAACAGGAUUUUAUAGUUUAUUAUAGCCCUUUAUUCAGUUUUUGUGCAGACAUGUUUACCUACACAGCAUAUUUGAUAAUCUCGUGACAAACCAAUCUGAAUAAACUGAGCUGGAUAUAGGAAUAUUCAUCUGACAACUAUCCCAUGUUCACUUCGGCCUUUCUCGAGGCUGCAUUGGCGAGAUCUUUCAACCAAUCAGCGAGCCGGGUAAACACAGGCAAUUUGACACGUCUGACACGGGAGUGGAUGAAAAUGUAAGAGUGAAAAUACGGUUGUUUUUUUUUUCACUGGAAGGUUUCUCUAAACCAUAUACAUUUUACAAACGAGGGAAUAAACUUUCUCUGUCAGUUGAGGUGUUUUCCGGUAAAGAGACUGAUAUGUGAACUGACAUAUGAUUGGCCGCUACUUUUACACGCAUGUUCGCGUGUGCCUUCGUGGGCGCAUGAAGAAAGGGUGCUGUAGCUGUCAGAUGGAUAUUCCUAUAUAUCCAGGUGAGUUUAUUCAGAUUGGUGACAAACCAGAUAGGUCUACCGUCCAGAGGCAUUCAUGUCGCGUGACCUUUUUAUCAGUGUUUCGUCGUUUAACAGUGUUGAGUUAGCAGGUCCCUUAAUCUACACAAGAUGCUUACAUCAGACAAAUCCACGUAAACACAUGAUUUUCUCGUAAACAUGAAAGACUACAGUUAUUUUUAACCAUUUAUGACGAAAAUCUGAAAGGAGGUUGAUUGUGUUUUAUUUUUCUUAUUGGUAUUUCAUUGCGUGUUUUGGCUAUUUGCCAACUUUCUGGACAUCUUACGCUGCAGAAGUUGUAUAACCCAGAGUUUCCGUUCAUUUCACGUUUGUGAUGUUAUUAUAUACGAUGACUUUUGUUCACCAUGAGAGCAUCUUUGUCUAUAGCUGUAACAAUUUAUAAGAUGAGAGACACGUUCGACAAUGACUUGCCUCAAACGACAGUUCCAAUGACUUUGGCCAGGAGCUCUGCCUCCUUUUUUCUCUUCUUUGAGCAAUGUUCUUCCGACCGCUGCCUAUUGUUAUAAUGGUUAUACAUAUAUAAGAACAGUUAUCUCUGAAACAAAACAAGUUCAGUGAAUGUAAUAGGCGUGAUGGGUUCACAAUGGGUAUCACUGAAUUCCGAGUAUUGGUGUUAAACUAAACGCAACAUUAUAUCUAGGUAUGUGUUUUCAACUUCCUGUAACAGUUUUGUUACCAGAACUAUACCAGUGUUGAUCUAGCAAUUCCUUGUCAUUUGUAGUGGGAAUAAAAUAUCC
Molecule: messenger RNA, 2138 nt
Organism: Liolophura sinensis
Lineage: Eukaryota; Metazoa; Mollusca; Polyplacophora; Chitonida; Chitonidae
Exons: 5
Coding region: 1-318 (105 amino acids)
Source: RefSeq, a predicted model, not a curated record